Molecule: messenger RNA, 1767 nt
Organism: Penicillium longicatenatum
Lineage: Eukaryota; Fungi; Ascomycota; Eurotiomycetes; Eurotiales; Aspergillaceae
Product: Zn(II)2Cys6 transcription factor
Exons: 3
Coding region: 1-1767 (588 amino acids)
Biological process (GO): regulation of DNA-templated transcription
Molecular function (GO): zinc ion binding; DNA-binding transcription factor activity, RNA polymerase II-specific
Source: RefSeq, a predicted model, not a curated record
AUGGUCUAUUGCGGAAAGCCUAGCAGAGGCUGUGGUCAGUGCCGGGCCCGCAAGGUCCGAUGUGAUCAGGCCCAACCCGCCUGUUCGCAGUGCUUGCGGGCCAAGCGGGAGUGCCCCGGCUAUCGAGACCAGUUAUCGUUAAUGUUCCGCGAUGAGAGCAAAUCAGUGGUGAGGAAGGCAAAAGCGGAGGCAACCUCGAGUUCUCCUGCUUCGGCCAAGACCACGAGAUCGAAGCAGACGCGAUCGACUCGCAUUGAUUCCCCGGAGGGGCAACGUACAGCAUCCCUAAAUGGGAAUUCUUCGCCCCCAGUCAACCUUUCGGGGCCGGAUUUCCCUCUGAACUUCAACUCGGCUCCACAGUAUAUUAUGCCCGAUGCAUGGGAUAUUCCUAUGGAGGUUCAACCUGCAGCCCCGACCAAGGAUGAUGCGAUUUGUUAUUUCAUGCGCUCCCAUGCCUUCCCGGGCGCAUUUUGGAAUACCGAGAUGAUGUCCAAAUUCCUAAUGCAGUCGGGUGGACCCACGAGUCAGAGUGCCAUGCAGGCAAGUAUGGGCGCCGUGGCUUCCGCCAUGUUGUGCCGUGUUAAAAAAGUCACGUCACUUAUGGAGGUUGCUCGAAAGGAGUAUGUCUCCGCACUAACGCUGUUAAAUGGUGCACUGGCCAAUCCUGAAGAGGCCAAGUCCAAUCAAGCGCUCGGAGCAGUCGUAUUGCUCGCUAUAUACGAAGUUGUCACUUCGAGAGCCCCGCAGGAUAUUGAUCUCUGGACUAACCAUAUAAACGGAGCCAUGGCCCUCCUGGAGAUGCGUGGUCCCGAUCAACUGAAAACAGAAACUGGCCUUCGUCUUUUUAUGCAUUUGCGGUAUCAGAUUAUCAUCAGCUGCAUGCAACGAGACGUUCGAGUCCCCGAGUCCCUCUUGGAGAGCUCGCGGUAUAUCUUAGACCUCCGUCCGAGCGAGGCCUAUGGCAAUCGAUUAAUCAUUAUCAUCGGUCGGCUGUCUAACCUACGGGCCGACGUCAUCGCACGCAAAAUAACUGAUGACCAACAAAUUAUCGCGGGCGCCUCGGCCAUUGAAGCCGAUCUAAUCGCUUGGCUCGCCGGUCUACCACCAAUAUUCUCAUACGAAAUCCACAUGAAGGAUCGCUUCGACUUCCAGUUCCAGCAGCGAUGUCGGGGAUUGGCUCUCUACGACGACCAGUAUCAUGUAUACCCCAAUCUAUGGUCUUGCAACUCAUGGAAUCAAUACCGCUGUGCCCGCAUUAUUGUUAGUGAAAUGAUUCUCACUCAUAUCCGACAAAUGUCGGAUUCCGCCUCGAUGAGGUCCCUCUCGGAGGAGUUCCGAGAACAAUGCCAUUCCCUCCGGGCCACCAUUCGUCGCCUGGCGGUUGACAUUUGCCGGAGUGUGCCUUACUGCCUGGGUGUGCACCAUAGUAAACUAGACCCAACCCUACCACCGCCGGAUAGCUAUCUUGGUGGUCUAGUCCUCCUGUGGCCAAUGUACUUGGCCGGCACCGCUGAGAACCCAACCCAUCCGCUUCGUCGGUGGGUAGUGCAGUGUCUACGCAUGAUCGGUCACACCUUUGGCUUGGACCAAGCCCUAGCACUAAUGGACAUUGUCGCUGCAGACCCGGGAAUUCUUCACGGUGUGACUGAAGAAGAGCAAAGUCGCAUCACCGAGGAGCCUAACCCGGGAAUGUCAGCCUCACAAUCCCCUUUGAAAACGGACAAUGUUUCUAUCCAUCACUCACCCGGCUUAAUGGAAACUUUCUGA